CCGCUUCCCCGCCGUCCGAGGGCCGCCGGGCCACCGCAGGCCUGCCGCGCCCGGGUAUGCCUGACAGCGGCCCAGAGCGCCUGCCCUACAGAUGCCACGAGGCAUGCCAGGCGUGGGAGCAGCCCCGGGAGCGGCCACGCCACCCACGGAGCCAGACCUGACCCGGUGCCAAGCUCUCAACACUGACAGGAGGACAGUGGCCCAGCCCGGGAGCACGCCCUGAGCUGCUGCCUCUGAUCCCUCCGCCAGGCAGGAGGUACUAGGAGCUGCCUGAAGAGCUGGAGGUGGUGUGGCCCCGGAUGGCCCAGCCUCGCUCCCAGCUCACCCCCAAGAUGUGGACAGCCCUUGUGCUCGGCUGGGUUUUCUGCCUGCAGUUCCCUGAACUCCAAAUGGCAUCCACUUCUGCAGGCCUCCCAGCCCCGAACCAGACCUGGCCUCGCCCACUCAGUGGCAGUGCCCCCCCGGAAACCACUGUUGCAUUUGAGAACAAGACGUCUGCACCAGUGACGCUGGCGACAACGCCCCUGGUCUCCCUAACCAGCUCGGCUCUGGCAUCUGACACCAACCUGACCGAAGCAAAGACCAGGGCCAGGACAGAGGUGGACGGGGCAGCAGGCAAGCUCCAGCCCACCAAACUUGCAGACUCCAGUGCUCCCCCAGGGCCCACGUCGUCUGUCCCCACAUCGCUCUCACGGACGCUGCCCACUGUGGCCACCCAGCACCCAGCUGCCAGCACACCCCGCACACAAGUACCAGGAGGGAACACAUUGCCAGGGACAACCACCGGGACACCACCAGCCCUGAGUGCUGCUACCGCGACCACGGCCGCACUUGGUCCAAGCCAUCCAGUACCCACACUCAGCCCUCCCCAGCCCCCCACGGGUCACUCUGCGACAGACCUCCCCCCGGCCACAAGCCCACAGCCUCCCAAUACAACCACGCAAGGUCCCACUACCCAGACAUCCACGGGCCCACCUGUGGCCAACCCAAUAAGCAGGCCUGCGUCCACCAUCCUCUCAGACACAGCCCCUGAACCCACCACGGUCCCCUCUGUGCCCACGACAGCGACAGCUACCACCAAGGCCCAAACAGAGGCGUCCACUGCCAGCACAGCACCUGCACCUCAGGCCAGCCCAACCCCCAAGGCAGAGGCCACCCCCCCCACUGCACAGACGCUGCCAAACCUCACACCAUCCACCCAGGCGGCCCUGGGGCAGGUCACCCCCCAGCACCCGGAGCGGGUGGGGACAGAAGCCAUGCCGGGCACUGCUCCUGCUGACUGUGGAGACGCCAGCUGGCCGGCCGGAGCCCCAGGCCUGCUGGUCACCGCUGCCCCCCUGGCCCCGUCCCUGAGCUUCCUCCUGGCGGUGCUGCUCCUGGGCGUGACCCUGUUUGUCACCGUCCUGGUUCUGUUCGCCCUGCAGGCCUACGAGAGCUACCAGAAGAAGGACUACACACAGGUGGAUUAUCUGAUCAACGGGAUGUACGCAGACUCCGAGAUGUGAGCCUGCCCCCGCACCCCCACCGGCCAUGCCAACCCCACUCCACCCGGCCCGGCCCUCCCACUGCCUCUGAGACGGAACCAAGU
Molecule: messenger RNA, 1588 nt
Organism: Echinops telfairi (small Madagascar hedgehog)
Lineage: Eukaryota; Metazoa; Chordata; Mammalia; Afrosoricida; Tenrecidae
Gene: CUNH11orf24
Product: chromosome unknown C11orf24 homolog
Exons: 4
Coding region: 300-1505 (401 amino acids)
Source: RefSeq, a predicted model, not a curated record